CUUUGCCGGAGAGAUGUGAGGCGAAUGAGUACUUUGCUGUAAACACACACAAGAAGGCAGGAGGAAAGGCGCCUGAGCGGCUAGAAUGUUGUGACUCGACGCAGCGGAAGUGGUGUCUGAGCCCCGGUGUGGCCGAGGCGGACGAUGCGGGGUUUGCGCUCCAGGACGGACUCCAUAGCCAUGCCGUUGAACUCGGCUGUGGAGACGGAAAAGGCGCAGGCGCUGCUCCAGACGUUCAGCACAGCGUCUCUGCUGGCCAGCGCUGGACUCGGAGCCUUCUGCCUCCUAGCCGACGCUGUCUUGAGCUCGUCGUUUAUCCAGCACCACAUGUGGCUCAGGGCCGUGCUGGACAACUCGGUCCAUGGCGUGAUUGCACUCUGGUCUUGGGCCAUCGUCAUUGGCCUGAGGAAGAAGAGUGACUUUUAUGAAGUGUUGCUGGCUGGCUUCCUCGCCUCCGCCAUCGACCUGGACCACUUCUACAUGGCCGGAUCACUGUCACUUAAAGCAGCUCUGAACCUGCCCCGUCGUCCUCCUCUGCACUGCUCCACGCUGGUCCCGGUGCUCUGCUUCUCACUGCGCCUGCUCAUGUGGGCGUGCAGGCUGAAGGACUCGUGGUGUUCGCUGCCCUGGCUGCUCUUCAUCUCUCUGGCGUCACACCACAUACGGGACGGAGUGCGCCACGGCUUGUGGCUCUGGCCCUUUGCCAACACGCCACCGAUCUCCUACUGGCUGUACGUCACCAUCACGGCCACCCUCCCUCACCUCUGUUCUGUGCUCAUGUACUUGACCGGCACCAGAGACAUGAUCUCUACUAAGCACGGCGUGGCCAUCGACGUCUGAUCUGACGGCUUUCCAUAUGCUCUGCGAUAAAGAAGAAUUACUGUUCUGCAAGGAAAUGUUUGCACUGCAGUUGUGUGAGCUGAAGUUCUGGGGUUCAGCAGCACCUCAGUUACAACUGCAAGUCCUUCUUGUCCCUUUAUGUAAUUUAACCAGCUCAUCAGGGGUCAACUUUGCUAUCAGGUUUACUGACUGCUCUAAUUGGAACUGUAUAUUUAAACUAUUUAUAAUCACAAAAGGGACAAAAGCUCUCUUUUUGAAGGAAUCUUUGCCAUACCAAGCCCACUUGUCUGUGAUGUUUUCAUAAUUAUUUUUUUUCUUGCUUUGUUUUUUCAACAAAGCCAUUUUCAAGCGUGACCAAGUAGAUGAAAAUUUGCUACAUGAUGCUAUUUAAUGGUAUGUUUCAGCCCGAAACUGAAAUCUACCCAAUUUCCAUACUCCUCCAGGUUCCAUUAUGCUAAAACCCUAUGUGUCCAUCAUUUGUUAGCAGCAUUAACCUCUAACCCCAAGCAGAGCUCAACAACAAUCAUGUCUUGGUUGUUUGACUAGAUUUGGGAUGAGGGCAGCAUUUUGGGCUGCUAGUUUCCUUUAAAUGCCCUUCCAUGUUCAGGGAAGUCCAAAGACGCUGUAGUAUCCAUCAGGAUAGCACAGAUUCUGCCAUCAGUGAUCAAAACCUUCAGCCAACCGGACAACCUGCUGACCCGAAUACACGCAAAAAAGCUCAGGUAAUUAAACUGAGUCAUAGUGAGAGACAAAAUUAGCUAUGUUUACAUAUGAACACUAGAGGUCGACCGAUAGUGGAUUUUACUGAUAAGUUGGGCAGUACCUGCUGAUAACCGAUUAAUCAACUUAUAGUUAUAAAACUGAUACUGAAUAAAAGCAUAACACUCAGAGUAAAAUAUCGCUGAACUUUAUUAAAUAAAUUUAUUUAUUUAUUUAAAAAUAAACAGUACUGACUGUACCAUGAAAAUAUACUUUACUUUUUAAAAUGAACUAAAUAUAUAAACAUUAAUAUAUAUGAACUCUUAAUAAAUAUUAAAGUAAAUAGAUAUACAUCCAAACUGCACCAAAACGUAACACUCCAAGUAACAAAUAAAAAUAGAGAUGUCCAAAAUGAAUGGGGGAAAAAAAAAAAGACUUCAAGUAACACAACAAAAUUUGUUGUUUUUAUUUCGCUUCUAGACCCUUCUCAGCUGCUCCAGCUACGAACGCAACUGGGAACAAGUAGCGGUGUGGAUUUUUGCCGAUAAUCGAUGGUUCCAGCAAUCGGUUAUCGGUGCGGAUUAAUCUGCAAAACCGAUCAGUUGGCCGAUCUUUAGUGAACACUAUUGCUCGGUGUAGUAACCGUGUGUAAAGCUUGAAUAAAAUUUGCGUUAGGUGAAAAUGAAUCUGAGAUGCUUACUGUUCCAAGAUAGGAAAGAGGUAUGAAUUCUACCCACCAGUCUGAUUAGAGAGUAUUAGAUACAGUGCAGUCUAUAUUUAACUGGACAGUGCACAUGUUCCCUUUAUUGAAUAUACAUGUCAUGAGAAUCAACACAUUAAAAUAUGAAUACUGUUUGUGGGAC
This is a messenger RNA of Ictalurus furcatus (blue catfish), 2402 nucleotides long. RefSeq names its product transmembrane protein 267 (gene tmem267). NCBI's taxonomy places the organism in Eukaryota, Metazoa, Chordata, Actinopteri, Siluriformes, Ictaluridae. The coding region runs from base 145 to 840 and encodes 231 amino acids. The transcript has 3 exons. The record is from RefSeq and is a predicted model, not a curated record.